Molecule: messenger RNA, 3105 nt
Organism: Spinacia oleracea (spinach)
Lineage: Eukaryota; Viridiplantae; Streptophyta; Magnoliopsida; Caryophyllales; Amaranthaceae
Exons: 2
Coding region: 1-3105 (1034 amino acids)
Source: RefSeq, a predicted model, not a curated record
AUGUUUUCCUUGAGUGCCAAAUUAUCCGCUUUGAGGCGUUUCCUGCUAUCUUGGUGUGUUCAUAACCGUCGGGCUUGGGGUAUCAAUUGGAGGGACCUGACUUCUGCAGUCUCUUCAGCAGCCCUUUCGGUUACUUCUGGUCCUUCAACGGCAUUAUUUAUUUCAUCUAAAGAUGAGUUUGUGGCUCGUGCUGAGGCCACUUUCCUUUAUUGGAAGCAAAGAUCGAAAAUUAAAUGGGAUGUUUUGGGGGAUAGCCCUUCCAGGCUUUUCUUCUCCUCCGUUCAGGCUAGGAAGCGUCGUAACUAUAUUUCUGGUUUGUGGAAUGAUUCGGAUCAGUGGAUUCAAUCUCCCCCAGCCAUUCGAACUUUAGUUUUGAGCUUUUAUUCGAAUCUGUAUCAGGUUGACGGGGCUCCUGUCUCUUCUCCGGAUUUUGAUUGGGAUCAACUUCAGUUACCUCAUCUGUUGGAUUCUCAGAUUCAGGGUCUCAUGUGUCCGUUCUCUUCUGAGGAUAUUAGGAAGGCCAUGUUUAGUAUAGCAGAUGGUAAAUCUCCUGGGCCGGAUGGUUUUUCAGCGGCUCUCUUUAAAUUCCAUUGGGAUAAAGUUGGUUCUCAUGUUAUUAUGGCAGUUCAAUAUUUUUUCGCUCAUGGUUUUAUGCUGAAAGAUUGGAAUCGCACGUUUCUGGUCUUAUUGCCUAAAGUUGACCAUCCUGAUAAGGUUUCACAAUUUCGCCUCAUUGGCCUUUGUAAUGUAGUCUACAAGGGUAUUGCCAAGUGUCUGACUCAUCGCCUUCAAAGCGUCAUGUCGUCUCUUACUUCUGAGACUCAGAACGCUUUUGUUCCUGGGAGACUUAUGUCCGAUGAUUGCUUGUUGGCCCAUGAGUUAAUUUCUUUUGUCAACAACUGCCGAAACAAGAAAAAGUUCUAUGUUGCGGUUAAGUUAGAUAUGAAUAAAGCUUAUGAUAGGAUUUUGAGGGAUUUUUUGUUUAAAACCCUUGAGGUUUUUGGUUUUCCUCCUUAUUGGAUCCACAUUAUUUCCCAGUGCGUUUCAACGGUUUCAUAUCAAGUCCUUGUGAAUGGGAAGCCCACUUCUUCGUUUCGCCCGCGUUGUGGGCUUCGGCAAGGGGAUCCACUUUCUCCCUAUUUGUUUGUUCUUUGUAUGGAAGUGUUCUCAGCCUCGUUGCGUUUGGCAGAACGUCAGCAUCUUCUUCGUGGAAUUUCUAUUUGUAGGAAUGCUCCUUCGAUUUCUCAUCUGUUCUUUGCUGAUGAUUCAUUACUGUUUUUUGAGGUUUCUCCAGAUGCCUGCCAUGAGGUUACUCUUGUGUUGGAUCAGUUUAGUCUCCUUUCGGGGCAGCUUGUGAAUUACCAAAAAUCCUUUGUCAAGUUUAGCCCCAAUACUCCAGAUGAUUACCGGGAUUUUCUGUCAUCCUGUCUAAGGUUAGGUCAUCGUCCUCAUUUAGGUAAAUAUCUGGGGGUUCAGGUGGAUUUAGGUAGGUCUAAAUGUUCGGCCUUCUAUGACCUAGUUGACAGAAUCGCCCGUCGUAUAUCUAACUUUGCGUCUCUCAGGCUUUCGACGGCUGCUAAGUUGGUUCUGAUUAAUUCGGUUCUUGUGGCUUCAAUCUCUCAUGUUCUGUUGGUUUUUCAAAUCCCUCAGUCUAUUUGUGACCGGAUUGAUCAGUUAUGCCUUCGGUUUUGGUGGCGCUCAUCACCCUCAUCGUCUGGUAUGGCUUUGCGUUCUGCUUCGUUAUUGCACCUGCCUAAAGGUAUGGGUGGUCUUGGAAUUAGGAAAGUUUCUUCCUUCAACCAAGCUUUGCUUGCCAGGCAAGCUUGGAGGCUGUUCCAUCAGCCUCAGUUGUUGUUAUCUCGUCUUUAUCGGGCUAAGUAUCCUCAUCUGUUAGCUCUUGGCCCCACUUCUCCUUCUCGUCCUUCUUGGGGAUGUCGGGGGUUGAUGUCUGGUGUUAAGGUGUUUUCUCAGGGGUUGGCUUGGAAAGUGGGUUCUGGGUCUCAGGUCAAGAUUACUCUUGACAGUUGGGUUCCGGAUGCACCCAUUACUUUUAGAAGUUCUGUGAAUGAGUCGGAAGUUCUGACUCAUGUUUCUUCUUUAGUCAAUCUGCGUUCAUACGCGUGGGAUAUUGCUGUUAUUCGGCACCUGUUUGUAGAUGCUACGGCUAACGCCAUUCUGGCAUUGGAACGACCUUCUGUUCCUCUGGAUGAUUUCGUUUACUGGAAAUUCACUCCUGCGGGGCUGCACUCUUCUGCGCAUUUGCCCUGUCUUCCUGUUACCUGGUGGAAGCAAUUUUGGGGUCUGAAAAUUCUUCCUCGGUUUAAGAUUUUCGUCUGGAAGCUUAUGCAUAAUGCUUUGCCUGUGGCUGGUCUUCUUCAUAAUCGGGGUAUUCCGUUGGACCCUCAAUGUAGUUUUUGUCAUUCCUUUGUGGAAUCCGUGGCUCACUUGUUUCGUAACUGCCCUCUGAUAUCGGCUUGGUGGUCUAUUUCUUCGUUGGCCUCUCUCUGUGCGUUGCCUUUGCCUUCCUCGUUCUCAUCAUGGUGUGCUUCCAUUAUUUCCAGAGUGUUGGUUCUGCCUCCUCCUGUGUUGGGUGCUUUCUUGGUUGGCCUCUGGUCUUGUUGGAUUGUACGAAAUGACAUUCGCUUCCGUGAAAGUUCUUUUUCUAUGGCUGCUUUAGAUGCUGUGUUUGGUAAGUGGUCUGUGAGGCUGGCGGAUGUGGUUUCCUUUCGCUCUCCUCUCUCGUCUCAUCGUCCAGGGCCCAUCCUGAAUGUGGGCCAUCCGUUGUUUUUCAGUCGUCAUCAUUCCUCUUCGUUGUCGCCUGUUAUAUGCCUUGUGGUUGAUGGUGAGUGGGUUUUGGGUUCUAAUCAGGCAGGGGUGGCCUGGGUUUUCAAGGAUGCCAGGUCCCUUGUUGCUCUUGGGGGUGGCGCCCAGGCCUGCAUUUUGGGGUCUGCUCUUCAAGCGGAAUUGAGAGCGUGUGCUAGGCCUUCGUGCUGCGAUUCAGAGGGGUUUUUCUUCUCUGUUGAUUUAUACGGACUCCUCUUCUUUGGUUCGCAUUUUGCAAGGUGCUAUGUUGCCUCCUGUGUCAGUUGCUUGGUCGCUUGCUGA